CCGCCAAUCAAAGCGUUUAGACAAAUUUCUCGUAACAUCGUGGGCCAAUUCCGACAGUCUGCUUCCCCCAACAAUUCCCCAGAGACACGCAGCUUCACAGACUCUGCUGUCAUCUUUCGCAACUUCCAACAUCACAACCACCUCCCUUCCACACCCACAAAAGAAUUGCCAACAUGUCCGUUCCGGCUUUCCAGGAUAUCGCCAAGGCGGCGAAUGACCUCCUCAACAAGGACUUCUACCACCUCUCCGCCGGCACCAUCGAGGUCAAGAGCAACACCCCCAACAAUGUCGCCUUCAAGGUCACCGGCAAGAGCAGCCACGACAAUGCGACCAGCGGCACGAUCGAGGGGAAAUACACUGACAAGCCCAAUGGCUUGACCCUCACCCAGACAUGGAACACCGCGAACACGCUCGAGACCAAGGUCGAGAUGGCCGACAACCUGGCCCAGGGUCUCAAGGCCGAGGGUAUCUUUGCCUUCCUCCCGGCGACCCAGGCCCGUGGCGCCAAGUUCAACCUGCACUUCAAGCAGUCCAACUUCCACGGCCGUGCCUUCUUUGACCUGCUCAAGGGCCCCACCGCCAGCAUCGACGCCGUUGUUGGCCACGAAGGCUUCCUCGCUGGCGCCUCGGCCGGCUACGACGUCCAGAAGGCCAAGAUCACCGGCUACAGCGCCGCCAUCGGUUACCAGGCCCCUACCUACAGCGCCGCCAUCACCGCCACCGACAACCUGAGCGUCUUCGCCGCCAGCUACUACCACAAGGUCAACAGCCAGGUCGAGGCCGGCUCCAAGGCCACCUGGAACUCGAAGAGCGGCAACACGGUCGGCCUCGAGGUCGCCGCCAAGUACCGCCUCGACCCCGUCUCCUUCGUGAAGGCCAAGAUCAACGACCGCGGUGUCGCCGCUGUCGCCUACAACGUUCUCCUCCGCGAGGGCGUCACCCUUGGCGUUGGUGCUUCCUUCGACACUCAGAAGCUCGACCAGGCCACCCACAAGGUCGGCACUAGCUUCACCUUCGAGUCCUAAGCUGCUCGCACCAGCCAAGGAGACGUGGGGUUUCGCGUUGGAAGGGGGCCUUGCGACCCACGCUCCGGAUUGAUUGCGGCUGAUUGACCGUUGGUUCAGCAGCCGGUCGUAGCAAAUCCACGGAGCGCGUUGUUCAGGACAUGUUGCAGUGUACAGUAGACUCGUCAGCAGUGUAGUAUGCAUGAGUACUCCACGGUGCCGUGUCUUGCCAAUGUGAUCUUCAUGAGAGAUGGUAUAUCGUUGCAGCCUUAGUUUGUGUCAUGAUGCGUACAUCACUUCCUUUUUCCUUCCUUGUCUACCCCGCCAGCGGUGGUCUCCUUUCCCCCCUUUUCGCCCUGCUUUGAUGAUGAUGACGAUGACGAUGACGAUGAGCCGU
Thermothelomyces thermophilus ATCC 42464 is the source of this 1401-nucleotide messenger RNA. RefSeq lists its product as uncharacterized. NCBI's taxonomy places the organism in Eukaryota, Fungi, Ascomycota, Sordariomycetes, Sordariales, Chaetomiaceae. Gene Ontology annotation, cellular component: mitochondrial outer membrane. Gene Ontology annotation, molecular function: voltage-gated monoatomic anion channel activity. Bases 174 to 1025 code for a protein of 283 amino acids. Gene Ontology annotation, biological process: monoatomic anion transmembrane transport. The transcript is spliced from 6 exons. The record is from RefSeq and is a predicted model, not a curated record.